AUUAAUUCGUCGGCUCACCUAUCACUCUCCUCUCCUCUCGCAGCCAAAGUAAAAGUGAGGUCACGAGCUACCUCUCUCUCAAGCUCUUCCUUCGUCUCUGUAACUUUCUAAAUCUGAAACCCUAACCUUAUCCUUUAAACUAGAGGAGAGAGAGAGAGUAGAUACCGUACGUAAUUGCUUCUCUCUUGAUUUGAUUACCGCUCUCUCGCUGAAGCGAUGUCACGGGUUUAAUUUGUUCCCGUCUCUUUCCUUCUCCGGAACGUGAGGAAGGUCGAUUGAGCAUUGGGAGGGCGACCUUGUGCCACGUUGAAGAAGGCUGCGUGAUACCUGUGUGUCAAGGUGAUCAGGAUUGAGUGCUUCAUAGUGUUGGGAGUUGAUGUCCUAAGAAGAGGAAGAGGGAGAAGGUGAAGAUGGAUCGGGUGGCAAUGACCGUCGGACCGGCGAUGGACAUGCCGAUAAUGCACGACAGUGACAGGUACGAGCUGGUGAAGGAUAUCGGGGCCGGCAACUUCGGGAUUGCGCGGCUGAUGCGGGAUAAGCAAACUAAGGAACUGGUGGCUGUCAAAUACAUAGAGAGGGGGGAAAAGAUAGACGAGAAUGUCCAGAGGGAGAUUAUAAAUCACAGAUCUUUAAGGCACCCAAAUAUUAUUAGAUUUAAAGAGGUUAUUUUGACUCCAACCCAUCUUGCUAUUGUCAUGGAAUAUGCUUCUGGCGGUGAACUUUUUGAGCGUAUUUGCAAUGCUGGACGAUUCAGUGAGGAUGAGGCUCGCUUCUUCUUUCAGCAGCUCAUAUCUGGAGUUAGCUAUUGCCACUCGAUGCAAGUAUGCCAUCGGGAUUUAAAGCUUGAGAACACCUUGUUAGAUGGAAGUAUUGCUCCACGUUUAAAGAUAUGCGACUUCGGCUACUCUAAGUCAUCAGUUUUACAUUCCCAACCAAAGUCUACUGUUGGAACUCCUGCAUAUAUUGCUCCUGAAGUUUUACUCAAAAAAGAAUAUGAUGGCAAGAUUGCUGAUGUAUGGUCCUGUGGAGUAACACUCUAUGUAAUGCUGGUGGGAGCAUAUCCUUUUGAGGAUCCAGAAGAACCAAAGAACUUCCGGAAAACAAUACAGCGUAUUUUGGGAGUUCAAUAUGCUAUUCCAGACUAUGUUCAUGUAUCUCCCGAAUGUAGACAUCUAAUAUCAAGGAUUUUUGUAGCCAAUCCUGCCAUGAGAUUUACGAUGACCGAGAUUCGCAAUCAUGAGUGGUUCCUAAAGAACCUCCCUGCUGAUCUAAUGGAUGACAGCACUAUGAGCAACCAAUAUGAGGAGCCCGAUCAGCCAAUGCAGAGCAUCGAUCAGAUAAUGCAGAUUAUAGCAGAAGCAACUAUACCCGCCGCCGGCACUCUUGGCCUCAACCAAUACCUUACCGGUAGCCUCGAUCUUGACGACGAGGACAUGGAUGAUUUUGCAUCUGAUCCAGAGCUUGAUGUGGACAGCAGUGGGGAGAUAGUUUAUGCCAUGUAAUGGUGGUUGCUCUACAGCAAGUAAGUGUUUGUUGAUGUAUUUAAAUCUACAGAAAUCAGUGAAUAUGUAAAGCAAGCUGUGUAUUUGCAGUUUGAUGGUUGGGCUUCCUUGCUGUGUUGUUGAACUCCAAAGCUAUAGGACUACUCAAUAAAUUAAAAUGAACUUGUUUGUGAUAUUUGACUUGAAUUUGAAUAGCUUUUUU
Dendrobium catenatum is the source of this 1704-nucleotide messenger RNA. Its product is annotated as serine/threonine-protein kinase SAPK10. The transcript is spliced from 9 exons. NCBI's taxonomy places the organism in Eukaryota, Viridiplantae, Streptophyta, Magnoliopsida, Asparagales, Orchidaceae. Gene Ontology annotation, molecular function: ATP binding; protein serine/threonine kinase activity. Gene Ontology annotation, cellular component: nucleus. The record is from RefSeq and is a predicted model, not a curated record. Gene Ontology annotation, biological process: intracellular signal transduction; protein phosphorylation. The coding region runs from base 411 to 1502 and encodes 363 amino acids.